AUGAUCUUCGAAGUGCCGGUGGACCACUACCCGAUGAGCCAAGUUUCGGCGCGGCUCGAGGAGCUCCGACCCAAGCUCAAGCUUCACCUCGGAGCUCAGGCCAAGAGGACCUCGACCCGGAGCCUCAUGGAGCCUCUCAGCGCACCAGGUUAGAUUUUACCUAUUUUUCUGUUUAUAAGAUAUUUUCUUUCAGUAUCACGAAUCCAGUUCACCUUCCCAUCCUUGGCUGAAAAACGAAGCUUGCCGACGUUCCGAGCCCAAGUUCCCAUCCUAAAAAGAGCCGACACUGCUCCCGCUCUUCCGGUUGCUCCAGCUCAACCACCGAAAAACUCACCGACCUCGACUCCCAAGAAGAAGCUCAAACCAACUAGACAGAACACGACGAUCGGCCUUUUGAGGCUACCCACUCAGAUGCUGGUCAGUAUUGCCGCCCUACAAUGA
Caenorhabditis auriculariae is the source of this 441-nucleotide messenger RNA. NCBI's taxonomy places the organism in Eukaryota, Metazoa, Nematoda, Chromadorea, Rhabditida, Rhabditidae. The record is from the annotation of a GenBank genome assembly.